This is a messenger RNA of Kwoniella botswanensis, 543 nucleotides long. RefSeq lists its product as uncharacterized. Lineage: Eukaryota; Fungi; Basidiomycota; Tremellomycetes; Tremellales; Cryptococcaceae. The coding region runs from base 1 to 543 and encodes 180 amino acids. The record is from RefSeq and is a predicted model, not a curated record. The transcript is spliced from 4 exons.
AUGGCCUUUUCAAACCCCCCUUUCCCCUUGAUCAAAUCAGACCAAAUCGAUUCAUCUAUGGUAUCGAAGAGGCAUAGGUUGAAUAAUGAUGCUGAGAGGAUAGGAGUCUGUAUGUCGGAUAUGGCGGGUAUGAAAGGUCUGGGUGUACAUAAGGUGCGCAUACCACCCAACGGAGAAUCAACCGAAAUCCACUAUCACCUCCAAGAUUCAGAAUGGCUAUACGUCCUCUCCGGUACAGGUAUACUUCUACUGCAAGAUGCGAGUGAAUCGUUCGAUACUUCUGAUGAUUCAAAGAAUAAUCGUCUGAUAGGAAGAGUUACAGCUAAGUCUAGUGAAUCAUCUCAAAGCAGAGUAAAGGAACACCAAAUUGCGUCUGGAGAUUUUAUGGGAUUCCAAGGCGGGAUACUAGCUUCCAAAUUUGCACAUUCGCUUAGAGCCGGUCCGGAAGGGUUGGAGUAUCUAAUGGGAGGAACGAGGGAGAGGGUCGAUGUCUGUUGUUAUCCCAGACUGGGGAUUAGGGAUGUUUUUGAGAAGACUUCGUAA